Molecule: messenger RNA, 486 nt
Organism: Fusarium musae
Lineage: Eukaryota; Fungi; Ascomycota; Sordariomycetes; Hypocreales; Nectriaceae
Exons: 2
Coding region: 1-486 (161 amino acids)
Source: RefSeq, a predicted model, not a curated record
AUGGUCAUCAUCGUGGCCUUGACCCAGUUUGAUGCCACGUCGGAGGAUCUAACCUGGAACUUGGUCACCAUUGUCGUCUGGGCUUCUGUUGAAGUGAAUCUCGUCACUGUAUCAAUCCGCCCCGCCAUCCUGUACCUCUUCACAUGCACCAACCCGACAUCGACUAUCGGCUCCGGUUCCAACAGCUACGGACCCAGCUACGGCCGCAGUCAAACCAAGAACACGAUUCGAUUAUCUACCCUCCCCAACAACAAAGACAACGACGAGUCAAGAUCCACUCAUCAACUUGCCGAUUCCGAUCAAGGUGGUCGCGGGUCAUUGUCUGACUUUGAGAAUCAUGCCAUGGACCGAUACCGAGGAAAUCUGUCAACUGUUACUGGUCGUGCUCAUGAUCAUGGCUCUGAGGAAUUCAACACUGGUUCGCCGUUUGGCGGAAUCAUGGUCAAGAACGAGACUACUGUUCGUAUUUCGACUGCUAGACAGUAA